Molecule: messenger RNA, 2846 nt
Organism: Cheilinus undulatus (humphead wrasse)
Lineage: Eukaryota; Metazoa; Chordata; Actinopteri; Labriformes; Labridae
Gene: b3galnt2
Product: beta-1,3-N-acetylgalactosaminyltransferase 2
Exons: 12
Coding region: 164-1645 (493 amino acids)
Cellular component (GO): membrane
Molecular function (GO): hexosyltransferase activity
Source: RefSeq, a predicted model, not a curated record
CAGACAUGAGGCGGUGGUGAGAGCCCGGCGGAGAGCUGCGGAGCUGAGAAUGAAGCGCACACUCGGAGAGGCUCACACCGUGAAGUGUCGGCGGCUCAGGAAGAGGCUCCGCGCCGCUGAGAGUGAAGCUGCUCCGGCUGAGUGAGGAGAAGGAGCUCCGUCCAUGCGGAGGCUAGCGCUCGUGCUGCUGCCCUGUGCUGUCGCCGUCCUGGUGCACUUGUGGUUGGCUCAUCGACCCUCCUCCACCCCGCUGGACAACAACACAUUCUCGGAUGAGGCAUUACCUUUCUAUGAAGUGUUGGUGGGAGUGCUGUCAGCGAGACACCAUCAUGAACUGCGACACGCGAUAAGAGAGACCUGGCUGGGCUACCUGCGAGACCACCCCCACUUCCAGAAAAGAGUGGGGGUGAAGUUUAUCGUUGGAAGACAUGGGUGUGCAAUUCCAGAGGAGGACCGAGAGGACCCGUACUCCUGCUCACUCCUCAACUUCACAGAGCCAGGCCACGAUGCAGAGAUAGAGAUCGUGACGGUGCCCGACCCCUCGCUGCUCGCCCCCUCCGACGUGUCCGCCAUCGCCCUGGAUUUCAAGGUGCUCCAUCCGGUGGUGAUCACCCGGCUGGGGGUGUUUCCCAGCGGGACGCGGCCCGAGCUCCAGAGCAACGUGACGGUGAAGCUUCUGCAGCUGGACCAGGAGGAGGCCGUGGUCACCGCUCGUUUCAGCGCCAUCAGCACGGGCACGCUGGUGAACGGAGUCUGGUACAAACCAGUGGAGCAGUUCAUCCUCCCUAAGGGUUUUGAAGGGACCCUGGUGUGGGAGAAUCUGGACUCUGUGGGCCUGAGCGCGGUGAACUCUUCUUCUGUGCAGCUGAACGACGGCGGUGGAGUCCUGAAGAUCUCGUCCAUCUCAGAGGGUAUAUUGCCUCAUAGAAGUGCACUUGGAUUUCCUGGUCUGGCCGGAGGCUUCACCUUUACCAUCUACGAUGGAGAUGGGUUGUCGGGGCUCUUGAGGGGCCGCCCGGGCCGGAUGGAGCGCCACGCCUCCAGGCUGCGGCAGGAGGACGCUGCCCUACAGGAGGAGAGCCUGAGGCACGGCGACAUGGUGUUUGUAGACGUGGUAGACACCUACAGGAACGUGCCUUCCAAACUGCUUCAGUUCUAUAAAUGGUCCGUGGGAAACGCUGACUUUAAUCUGCUGCUGAAGACGGACGAUGAUUGCUACAUCGACGUCGACUCAGUUUUAAUGAAGAUUGACCACAAGGGUCUCAGACGAAGCAAUUUCUGGUGGGGAAAUUUCAGGCAGAGCUGGGCCGUCGAUCGCAUCGGGAAGUGGCAGGAGCUGGAGUAUCCAAGUCCGGCGUAUCCGGCGUUCGCCUGCGGCUCCGGUUACGUCGUCUCUCGGGACCUGGUCCAGUGGCUCGCCAGUAAUGCAGACAAACUGAAGGCCUACCAGGGAGAAGACGUGAGCAUGGGGAUCUGGAUGGCAGCUGUAGGACCGCAGAAAUAUCAGGACGCCGGCUGGCUCUGUGAGAAGGAGUGUUACCUCGACAUGCUGUCGUCUCCCCAGCACACAGCUGAGGAGCUGCACAACCUCUGGGACAGGAAGCAGAUGUGUGGAGACCCCUGCGGCUGUCCCUGGGGACACUGAAUCUGUGUCACACCACUCCCACCGGGGGGCGCUGUGGGUAAAAUGCACAUAACACUGGCUGUCUGUUUCUCUGGUGUCCUUAAAGCCCCAGACCGACUUUAAUCAGUUAUUAUUCAAUGAUCAAUACUUUGAAAUGUUGGACUUUCUGUUGGAAAAUAACCUUUAGAAACUUUUAAAGCGUCUUCACAGAUUUUUAAUUAUACUUAAAUAAAAACACAAGGAGCUGCUUUAGGAUUAGUUCAAACUCACGUUUAGCCUCUGUUAGCAUUGCUUUGAGUAGAGUUGUCAUGAAUUUUGAUACGAUUCUAGUAAAAAUCAGCUGAUAUUGAAACACAACAUCAAACACAUAUCCUUUUACUUUAAUACCACAUAUGGAAGUUUAAACUGUUGUCAUGACAACCCUGUUAGCAUCAUUAGCUCAGUCUUUUAAACAUACAAAUGUUUUCAAAGAAGAGACAAAAGUGGAUCUAUGUGCACAGUCACUGCUGAUAAAGAUUGUUCUCUGAUCCUUGAGCCUCUGGGUUUAAAGGGAUUUUAAAGACGACUGCUUUUCAUGGCUGUAUUUUGUAAAUGACUGUCUUAAGCUUUUCAUCCUGGCCACUCUUUGUAGAUCUCUGACGGAGCUUUCUCACACACUCUACUGUCGCGUGUACAUGGUGAUGUGGCCUUACUGUUAGGCGUCAUGCUCUGAGUGUAAACACGGAUUUAAACAGACAUUUUUGAAUUCACGCAGCAAACAGAAGCUGUGAAAUAGAGUCACUAGUUUUCACUGGUUUUCUGAAACCGUCCUCACAGAUAAUAAAGAAGACUGAAGUCUGAUUCUUGACUUUUGUGUUUAUUUUUGAUAAACCCGAGGGUCCCGCUGAUUCUGUCCUGUAUUUCUAAUAUGGAUCAGAACAUCAGAUCUGCUGAGGCUGUGUGACUCUGCUCCUAAAGUCUGUCAGGCUUUAGGCUGGAGAUGUAGCUCCUGAUUCAACUACCGUUCACUGCUUUACUCCACUGACCGCCACAUCCAUCACUGUCGAGGGCGGAGCCAGGCACCUCAAUAACAGUGGUGGACCACACCUCCACAGCCCUGUUAAACUGCAGAAGUAGCUGUGUUUUUAUUCCUACAUCUUUUAAGGUUUUGAUGAGUAUUUUCACUCAGGUUUUCGUUGAUACUCGCUGAGAUCCAUCUUUGAAGUUCUAUCUGCAUUUUGAC